GGGGGGGGGGGGGGGGCAAAUAUUGGGGGGGUCCCCCCAGAAAUUGAGGGGCACGACCCCCAAACACCAGGGAAUGAUCCGCCGUUAUCAGAGAGCCUCGGGGUCGGAGACCCCCAACUGAUGGGGGGCAUCCCCCCAAAAAGGGGGGAGGUCCUCGACGAUGACGGGGUGUCGCCAAUAAACGGGGGGGUGGUCCCUAAAAUCAGAGGUUUGCCCCCCCCCAUCUCCAAGGGGGUCCUUACAAAUCGGGGGGGGGGGUCCCCAGGAUGUGGGGGUCGCUGUGCCCCCCCCCCCUUUGCAGUGCCUUUCUGCCCCCCUCCCCCACCCGGGGCGACCCCAAUAAAGGGAGCAGUGAUUUCAGGCGGGUCUCUUUGUGGGCGGGGCUUCAGCGCCUCCCCCCCCGUUGUCACUUUUUCCCCUUUUUUGUCUUUUUUUUUCUGUUGUUUUCAAGGAUUUUUCUUUUAAUUUUCACGUUUUUUCACAGCACCUUCCCUCUUUAUCCCCCUUUGUCCCCCUUUGUCCCCUUUGUCCCCUUUGUCCCACCUUUAUCCCCCGCGCCGCCCCGCAGCGCCCCAAGCAUCCCUGCUCUCUCUUAUGGGGCGCCUGUCCUCCCCCUCCCCCGCAGUACCUGCAUGCCAGGCCCAUGGAGCUCACCGCAGUCCCAGUGUCCCCUAUAGGAGCCCCACUGCGCUCCCCGUAUUCCCCCAUAGGAUCCCCUAUAGGACCCCCACCGCAGUCCCUAUAUCCCCUAUAGGACCCCCUAUAGACCCCCUAUAUUUCCCCUAUAGGACCCCCUAUAGGACUCCCUGCCCCCCCCGAGCUGCAGCAGCGCCCCACGCCUCCCGCCAUAGCUCCGGCCCUGGCCCCGCCCCGCGCCGGCACUGCAGGCCAAUCCUCGCUGCGUAAGCAAAUAUUUGACCAAUGGAGGGAAGGGGGGCGUGGUUACGGCGGCAGGCCCCGCCUCCCGCGUUGCGGGUUUCCUCUUGCGUGACGUCACCAAAGCGCAGCCAAUAGGCAGCGCCGGCUGCACGUGGUGGCCAAUGAGAGUGCGGCUCGGCCCCCUGCAGGGGCGGUACGGUCGACCCCGUACAGCCCUCUCAGAGCCGGAGGAGGGGAAGAUGGCGGCGGCGGACGGCGACGAUUCGCUCUACCCCAUCGCCGUGCUCAUCGACGAGCUCCGCAACGAGGACGUGCAGCUCCGUCUGAACAGCAUCAAGAAGCUGUCGACCAUCGCGCUGGCGCUGGGCGUGGAGCGCACCCGCAGCGAGCUCCUGCCUUUCCUGACGGACACAAUCUACGAUGAGGACGAGGUGCUGCUGGCGCUGGCGGAGCAGCUGGGCACCUUCACCGCCCUCGUGGGGGGGCCGGAGUUCGUCCACUGCCUGCUGCCCCCCUUGGAGAGCCUGGCCACGGUGGAGGAGACGGUGGUGAGGGACAAGGCGGUGGAGUCGCUGCGCGCCGUGUCCCAUGAGCAUUCCCCCGCUGACCUGGAGGGCCAUUUCGUGCCGCUGGUGAAGCGCUGGCGGGGGGGGGAUUGGUUCACGUCCCGCACCUCCGCCUGCGGCCUCUUCAGCGUCUGCUACCCCCGUGUUUCCAGCCCCGUGAAGGCCGAGCUGCGGCAGUAUUUCCGCAAUCUCUGCUCUGAUGACACCCCCAUGGUGCGCCCGCGCCGCCGCCUCCAAGCUGGGAGAGUUGCCAAAGUUCUGGAGCUGGAGCACGUCAAGAGUGAAAUCAUCCCCAUGUUCUCCAACCUGGCCUCCGACGAGCAGGACUCGGUGCGGCUGCUGGCGGUGGAGGCUGCUGUGAACAUCGCGCAGCUGCUGCCGCAGGAGGACCUGGAGGCCCUGGUGAUGCCCACACUGCGCCAGGCGGCCGAGGACAAAUCCUGGCGCGUCCGUUACAUGGUGGCCGAUAAAUUCACCGAGCUGCAGAAAGCCGUGGGUCCAGAGAUCACCAAGACGGACCUGGUGGGCGCCUUCCAGAACCUGAUGAAGGACUGCGAGGCCGAGGUGCGGGCGGCCGCGUCCCACAAGGUCAAAGAGUUCUGUGAGAAUUUGUCCCCCGACUGCCGCGAGGCCGUCAUCAUGGGUCAGAUCCUGCCCUGUAUUAAGGAAUUGGUGUCAGAUGCCAACCAGCACGUGAAGUCGGCGCUGGCGUCCGUCAUCAUGGGGCUGUCGCCCAUCCUGGGCAAGGACAACACGGUUGAGCAUCUGCUGCCUCUGUUCCUGGCGCAGCUGAAGGAUGAGUGCCCCGAGGUGAGGCUGAACAUCAUCUCCAACCUGGACUGCGUCAAUGAGGUGAUCGGCAUCCGGCAGCUCUCGCAGUCGCUGCUGCCCGCCAUCGUGGAGCUGGCCGAGGACGCCAAGUGGCGCGUGCGGCUGGCCAUCAUCGAGUACAUGCCGCUGCUGGCGGGGCAGCUGGGCGUGGAGUUCUUCGACGAGAAGCUGAACUCACUGUGCAUGGCCUGGCUGGUGGAUCACGUGUACGCCAUCCGGGAAGCGGCCACCAGCAACCUGCGCAAACUGGUGGAGCGCUUUGGGCAGGAAUGGGCGCAGGGCACCAUCGUGCCCAAGGUGCUGGCGAUGGCCACCGACCCCAACUACCUGCACCGCAUGACCACGCUCUUCUGCAUCAACGUGCUGUCGGAGGUGUGCGGGCAGGAGAUCACCACCAAGCAGAUGCUGCCCACGGUGCUGCGGAUGGCGGCCGACGCCGUGGCCAACGUGCGCUUCAACGUGGCCAAAUCGCUGCAGCGCAUCGGGCCCAUCCUGGACAGCAGCACGCUGCAGAACGAGGUGAAGCCGGUGCUGGAGAAGCUGACGCAGGACCAAGAUGUGGACGUCAAAUACUUCGCCCAGGAGGCGCUGAGUGUGCUGGCGCUGGCCUGACCCCCUCCGGACCCCCAUCGCCCUCCUCGCAUGUCACCGCUGCCCCCCACCCGGUGCCACCACCCCCACGGGGGGCUUCGUGGCCUUGUCACCACGUCCCCCCCGCUGUCCCUUCGGUUAUUAACGAUAACGAAUUCGCCGUUAAUUAAUAAACCGCCACUCGGACCGUC
This is a messenger RNA of Lagopus muta (rock ptarmigan), 3058 nucleotides long. Its product is annotated as serine/threonine-protein phosphatase 2A 65 kDa regulatory subunit A alpha isoform-like. Lineage: Eukaryota; Metazoa; Chordata; Aves; Galliformes; Phasianidae. Gene Ontology annotation, cellular component: protein phosphatase type 2A complex; cytoplasm. The record is from RefSeq and is a predicted model, not a curated record. Gene Ontology annotation, molecular function: protein binding; protein phosphatase regulator activity. Gene Ontology annotation, biological process: protein dephosphorylation.